AUGAAGGGGUUUCCCGGUGUGGCUGGUGAUCCAGGGCAGGCAGGUUCUCUAGGAGCUCUGGGUCCUCCAGGAAAGCCAGGUCAGGACGGGAUCCCUGGACCAGCUGGAGAGAGGGGCUUCACAGGGAAACCAGGGUUGAUGGGCCCUCAGGGACCUGUGGGCAUGUAUGGCCCUUCAGGGCAGCCAGGACCAGAGGGUGGCAGGGGGCGCCCUGGUCCUCCAGGGAGCCAGGGGCCUCUGGGGCCACAGGGGUUGGCCGGACCUAGAGGGUUUCCAGGAACACCUGGGAUAACUGGACUGAUGGGUCAGACUGGAGAGAAAGGAGAGCAGGGAGCAGUGGGUCCUACUGGUGAUAUUGGUGCUCCAGUUCUGGAUGGGCAGCAGGGUCUUCCAGGACCAGCUGGUGAAGAAGGGUCUCCUGGAACAAAAGGUGACCAGGGAGCUGUGGGCCCCCAGGGACAACCAGGGCGCUUGGGGCCAAAGGGAGCGCUAGGACCUCAGGGCUCCCAAGGGCUGCAGGGUGAGCCUGGACAGAGGGGCAAAGAGGGAGAUUUUGGAGAGCCUGGCAUUCCUGGGGAUCCAGGUGCUAAAGGAUCAAAGGGAGAUAUGGGAAAUCGUGGCCUAUCCGGACCAGAGGGGCCUCUAGGAGUCCCAGGAACACAAGGACCAAGGGGGUCAAAAGGAGAAAAGGGUUAUGCAGGCUUGAUGGGUCAAGGUGGCCUGACGGGGAAGGUUGGACCAUUAGGCUUAUUAGGACUACAAGGUUUGCCAGGUAUUUUUGGGAUUCCAGGACCUGAUGGGCCACCAGGACAGAAGGGAGACAAAGGUCCUGCUGGUUUGAGUGGGGAGCCAGGGAUUCCAGGUCCUAAGGGGGUGGCAGGAAGCCCAGGUGUUAAAGGUGACAUGGGAAAGCCUGGAGCAGUGGUAAGUGGAGUACAGUAUUACAAAGCAGUACUGUGUUGCUAAUGAGAUUGCCCAAAAACAUUUUAGCUUUGAAUUUUCCAACUGCCAUUCAUACAAUGCACAAAGCCAUCUUUGAUUUUGAGGUUGGGGUCAGUGAGGUACCUUCGACUUUCCUAAUCGUAAAUCCGACUUCAGGAGGCGUUCCAGUUGAAAUUUCCGACUGAACACACCAACAAUAUUCUGGAUCAUGUAUCCUGGAACAUUCCUGGCAGCUACAAAGCCCUCCCCACUCACAGCCCUACUUUGGGCAAUCAAACCAAAGACAACAAACAAAGAAAAAAAAACAUCCCUGUCAGCCUGGACCCUCACCAGUUUGUAUUCUGAGCCAACAGAUCCACAGAGGAUGCUCUCUCCACUGCCCUCCAGUCAGCCUUCACACACCUUGAGAAAAACACCUACAAAGGCUCUGGACAUUGUUGGUUUGUCUUGGCUGACACUCCGCAUUGUCACAUAGAGGUUGGGGACCGUACCUGUGAAUUGGCAGGCCUGAGUGAUGGUUCUCAUUUUUUCAGGUUUCUCAGGUUUUCGGAGUGUGAAGCAGCCGGGGUGAGAAUCAGCACCUCCAGUUCUAUGGUUGUUGGUCAGAAAACGGUCACUCCUUCCAGGCUGGGAGUGAGAUACUGUCCCAAGCAAAGGGGUUCAAAUAUCGAUCUUGUUCAUGAGUGAUAGUAAAUGUAGUAAAAUGGAGCGUGAGAUAGACAGGCUGAUUGGUUCAGCUUCAGCAGAGACCGAGAACUUUCUGGAGGAUUUAUAUAUCUCAUCUGGCCUGGGAACUCCUCGUGGUAACAAUGGUAAAUGGUUAAUGGACCUGUACUUGUAUAGCGCCUUUCUAGUCUUCCAACCACUCAAAGCGCUUUUACACU
Molecule: messenger RNA, 1826 nt
Organism: Morone saxatilis (striped sea-bass)
Lineage: Eukaryota; Metazoa; Chordata; Actinopteri; Moronidae
Product: collagen alpha-1(XI) chain-like
Exons: 14
Coding region: 1-966 (321 amino acids)
Source: RefSeq, a predicted model, not a curated record